GCCAACCCAACCCAACCCGUGAGGCCGCAUCCUUCCCGACUCUAAAACCUUAUCUCCCCACUAUCAGUCCCUUCCUUUCCCCUCCCUUCCAUUCACUCUUCCUCACAACCCAAUCCCGAAACAAACACUCGCUUCGUCACUCUUGAGAGUGCAGCGAAACCAAACCCAAAACACCUUUUAUUUCUCUUCUCACAGUCACAGCCUCCAUGGACGCCUCCAAGCUUUCUGCUUCAGAAGAGGUUCAGCACCUCACAAACUCAUCAGGUUCUUCCCUCUCCUCUCCAACCUCCGCUUCUUAUCCCUCACAGUAUUCUGAUGUUGAUGGUUUACCGAAAAUUCAUGUUUUGAAAACAGAUAAUGACGAGAAAUUUAAUGGUGGCCGUGGUGACGGUAGUGAUGGUGGGUCUGAGACUGAGGGUUUUGUGAGCGGGGAAGAGGAUUUUGAUUCCGAGAGGGCAUUUGUGAGAGGCUUAGAUAAAGAAAUCGUAGUUAAAGCUAUUGCAGGGGAAGAAGAUUCCCCAGUCAAGUUUGUCAAUUCAUCGGAAUUUUUCUAUCCCAGUAGCCAGAGGCCGAUUGCCAAGGUCUCAGUGGAUGAUGAUGAUGGCGAGGAAGAUGAUGGGGAUUCGAAAUAUGAUGUUUUGGGGGCUGAGGAUGUGGUCAGGGAGUCUUUUGUUACUGAUAGGGAUUUGAAGACUGUUGGGGGUGAGAGUUCUGUGGAGAACUUGGGAACGAACGGUGAGAUUUUGGUGGAUACUGGUUUGGGCAAGAAUGCAAAUUUUGGUGAAUUGGUGAAAGAAAAUGGUGUAAGUGGUGGCCAAGGGCAUGUCCUUGAUGCCUUGGUAGGCGGUGAAGUAGAUAAGGAGCUUGAUAAUUCGAAAUUUGUUGAGGGUGUAGGUUCUGUGGUUGAGGGAAGUUCGGUGCCGGAGACGCAAUUGGAGAUGACUGAAAUAGAAAAUAAGAAGGCUGUAGAGUCUAAGGAAGGCGAUGUACUCAAUGGCACAUCAGAAGUUGAAAUAGAGAGUAAAGAGAAUGGUGGAGUGGUUGAAGAAGACAGUACAGUUUUGGGUGGUGUUGAUGAGAAAGAGAACUCUUUGAUUGUAGAACUAGCUGAUGAUAAGUUGGCUGAAAAGGAUGGUGUGGAUUCCGAGUCUGACAGAGUGGCAGUUGCUGAGUCUGGGAAUGUGGAAGUUCAUGGACAGAAAGAUGUUGUUGCUGGUGCUGAUGAAGUUGGUUUUGAGAAGAGGCCAGAAAGAGAAGAUGAACUAAAAUCUGAUUCUGAAACCAGACAGAAAGGGCUCACGACAGAGCUAGAUACUGAUGAAGUAGAAGUGGUGUCAGGUGACGAACCUUUUGUAGGGGAUGGAGCUGAAUCCCAAAGUGUGAACUGUGCUUCUGAUUUAGCACAACAUGAACCGGCGGAUGAGGCAAGACCAGAUAAUUCUAAUUUUGGUGUACAUGAUCUAGUAGAUGAAUUGGAAGCCGCAGUCUCUGUAAAAUCUCUGGCCCCUGAGUUUGUGGAACCGAGUUCCACUAACCAAGAAAUAAAGCUAGAAGAGGAAGUUCAGAAGAAGCAUUUCCCAGAUGAAGGUGGCAAUGAAUCGGUGAACGCAAAUUCCAUUUUGGACCGAGAGAUAAAGGUAGAAACUGAAGAUGAUGAUAAUGAUCUUCAAGAUAAUGAUAAGGAUCUUCAAGAUGAUGAUGAUGAUGAUGAUGAUAAGGAUCUCCAAGAUGAUGAAGGGGAGAAUGAAGGUUCAAUAGCAGAUGGUAACAACGAAGGUAUGAUCUUUGGAAGCUCUGAAGCUGCUAAACAAUUCUUGGAAGAAUUGGAGCGAGGAUCAGACUCGGAUGAAGAAGUGGACACUGACGAGGAAGGGGGUGGAAAAGAGUUAUUUGAUGCUGCUUCACUGGCAGCUCUUCUGAAAGCAUCAACAGCUGCUCCCUCAGAUGGUGGCAAUGUUACAAUUACCACCCCAGAUGGAUCCCGGCUUUUCUCCAUUGAGCGUCCUGCUGGUUUGGGAUCUUCAAUCCGCUCUUUGAAACCUGCUUCACGACCAAACAAUUCUAAUCUCUUUACAUCUUCAAAUGUCACAGUUGGGGGAGAAUCUGAGAACUUGAGUGAUGAAGAGAAAGCGAAACUGGAAAAGUUUCAACAGAUAAGGGUUCAAUUCUUAAGGCUUGUUCAGAGAUUAGGUGUUUCUACAGAAGAUUCAGUAGCUAGGCAGGUUCUAUACCGCCUAGCUCUUCUUUCAGGGAGGCAAAACAGUCGAGAAUUUAGCCCCGAUGCUGCGAAGAUGACAGCUCUCCAGCUUGAAGCAGAGGGGAAAGAUGAUUUGAACUUCUCCUUGAACAUACUGGUUCUUGGGAAAACGGGUGUUGGGAAGAGUGCUACUAUAAAUUCAAUUUUUGGUGAAGAAAAGACCCCAAUUUAUGCAUUUGGACCUGCAACAACUACUGUCAAAGAAAUUGUUGGAGUGGUCGAUGGAGUCAAGAUUAGGGUUUUUGAUACACCAGGUCUUAAAUCUGCUGCAAUGGAACAGAAUGUAAAUCGUAAAAUCUUAUCCCUUGUACAGAAGUUCACGAAAAAAUGCGCCCCAGAUAUUGUCCUCUAUGUGGAUCGGUUGGAUACCCGAAGUAGGGAUCUAAAUGAUGUGCCAUUAUUGAGAUCAAUUACUAGUGCCUUUGGUCCUUCAAUUUGGAGAAGUACCAUAGUCACUCUAACCCAUGGCGCUUCUGCUCCUCCUGAUGGACCAUUAGGUUCCCCUCUGAAUUAUGAGUUGUUUGUUGCUCAGCGGUCUCAGAUCCUCCAGCAGACCAUUGGACAAGCUGUUGGUGAGCUAAGGUUUAUGAGUCCAAGUAUGAUGAGUCCAAUAUGUCUUGUAGAGAACCACCACUCUUGUCGGAAGAAUAGAGAUGGUCAGAAAGUGCUCCCUAAUGGUCAAAGUUGGAGACCCAAGCUAUUGCUUUUAAGCUACUCUAUGAAGAUUUUAUCUGAGGCGACUAAUCUCUCAAAACCUCAGGAAUCAUUUGAUAACCGUAAGCUCUUUGGUUUCCGUUCCCGUUCACCUCCUCUUCCAUACUUGUUGAAUUGGCUGUUGCAGCCUCGCCCCCAUCCAAAGCUGUCUUCUGAUCAAGAGAAUGCUGAUUCAGACAUCGACUUGGAUGACUUGUCUGAUUCUGAUCAAGAGGAAGAAGAGGAUGAGUAUGAUCAGCUUCCAUCAUUCAAGCCUCUCAAGAAAGCUCAGAUUGCUAAGCUUAGCAAAGAGCAGAGGAAGGCGUACACUGAGGAGUACGAUUAUAGGGUUAAGCUCCUCCAGAAGAAGUUGUGGAGAGAAGAGUUGAGAAGAAUGAAAGAAAUGAAGAAGAAGGGUAAGGUUGGUGCAGAUGAUUACGGUUAUCUGGGUGAAGAAGAUCCAGAAAAUGGUGGUCCAGCAGCUGUUCCAGUACCUUUACCUGAUUUGGUUCUGCCACCUUCUUUUGAUAGUGAAAAUCCAGCUUACAGGUACCGCUUAUUGGAGCCAACUUCUCAGUUCUCGGCAAGGCCCGUAUUGGGUGUCCAAGGGUGGGACCACGACUGUGGGUAUGAUAGUGUCAACCUUGAACAUAGUCUAGCCGUUGCUAAUUCUUUUCCAGCAGCUGUUACUGUUCAGCUUACUAAGGAUAAGAAAGAUUUCACUAUGCAUUUGGAUUCCUCAGUUGCUGCCAAGCAUGGGGAGAAUGGAUCAAGCAUGGCAGGUUUUGACAUUCAAAACAUUGGAAAGCAAUUUGCAUACAUUGUCAGAGGAGACACCAAAUUCAAAAAUUUCAAGAGGAACAAGACAGGUGCCGGAGUAGCUGUGACAUUUUUAGGUGAAAGUGUGUCCACUGGACUCAAAGUUGAGGAUCAGAUUGCACUUGGCAAGCGUGUGAUAUUGGUUGGUACUGCUGGGACUGUCCGAUCGCAGGGUGAAUCCGUACAUGGAGCGAAUUUUGAGGUGCGGCUGAGGGAAGCAGAUUAUCCAAUUGGCCAAGAUCAAUCCUCAGUUGGUCUGUCUCUAGUGAAGUUUAGGGGUGACUUGGCCUUGAUGGUAAAUCUUGUGUCCCAGUUUUCCCUUGGGCGAAACUACAAGAUGACUGUUCGUGCAGGAGUGAACAACAAGCUCAGUGGACAGAUUUCUGUUAGAACAAGCAGCUCUGAACAACUUCAAAUUGCGCUCGUGGCUGUUCUUCCGAUUGUUAGGGCCAUCUGCAACACUAUCUGGCCCAGUGCUAGUGAGAAUUACUCAAUCUACUAGAUUAUGUUUUAUUUACUCAUCAUAUGUUUCCAUUAGAUGAUGUUUUUUUUUUAAUGAGGUCAAUGUUAUGAUCUUGUUGAAUGAUGCUUAAAUUUGUUUUGAUCUGGAGUUUGCUCUCACUUUAUUGUUAAAAAAAUGAGAUGGAACCACCUAGAGGGAAGGGAAUUUAGUUUUACCAUUGUUUCACAUGUUCAAUAAGAUGUUGCUGUUAUGAAUCUGUUCGAGGAUUAUGCGAUUUCAACAUGAAGAGAAGUUUUGAA
Molecule: messenger RNA, 4531 nt
Organism: Prunus mume (Japanese apricot)
Lineage: Eukaryota; Viridiplantae; Streptophyta; Magnoliopsida; Rosales; Rosaceae
Source: RefSeq, a predicted model, not a curated record